AUGACGAGGAGUAGAGCUGCCGCACUAAACAACAAUAAUAAUGCAGGUGGAGCAAUCAACAACAAUAACAAUAGUAGCAAUGGUAAUGGUCGCGGUGUAGUCAGCAAUCAUGGAAACGGAAGAUCAUCAACAACUACUACCACAACGACCACGAUGCACAAUAGUAAACGACACUCUGCUCCAUCAGCAAUAUCAACGCCGACAUCAACGACAAAGUCUGGCAAUGGAGGUGUGAGCAACCACCACAACCACAACAACAACAAUAUCAAUAGUACGCCAAAUGGCAACUCAUCACUGUCUGAUCUUUACAGUAUAUUACAGAGUAGUUCGGUAACUGGUGGCGCCAGUAGUAGCAGCAACAACAGUAGUAUUAAUAGCACACCAACUAUGCCUGGCAAUCAUCUUAACAACAACAUCAACUCAUCACUGUCACAAAUCCAAUCACUGGCAUCGCUUCAAUCACCAUUCUCAUCGAUGCCCUAUAUCAAUGGCAACAACGGCAACAACAGCAACAACACCAGCUUCAACGGUAGCUCUGGGUCGGGUGGUCACACCUCGUCAUCGUCGACCGACAAGAAGAUCCAGAUGUCUCUGCAACAGCUGCGCGAGUUGAGCAACUCCAAUGUGGCCAGGAGUCCGGCGGCCUCCUUGUCGGCAUCCAAUGGAUCGUCCAAAAACACUACACCAGCGUCAUCGCAGGAGGUCUCUUCACAAGAGUCUACCAUGGCAGCGGCAGCGGCGCCGCCGGCAACCACCGGCCGCGGCAGAGGCAGGAAGAAGAAGGAUUCGAACGGUGCCAGCGAGGGCGCCCCAACCACCACAACCACCUCUACAUCAUCCACUACAACUAAGACUACGAAUGGAGGCACCAACAAGCGCACGAGGAAGGGUACGGCCGCGCCCAAGACAACUGGCACACGAUCAAGGGCAAAGAGCGCGGUGGUACAUGACGAAGACGAAGAAGAGUCUGAGGAGGAGGAAGAAGACGACAGUCCACCAGCAUCAGGAACAAAAUCAAACAAGAAGCAGAAGCCUGACAAAGCAUCAAGAUAUGACAACUCACUUGUGAUGCUGACAAAGAAGUUUGUGGAUCUGGUUCAAAAGUCACCGUAUGGCAUCUUGGACUUGAAGGCAGCAGCUCAAUCGAUUGAGAUCACCAAGCGACGUAUAUACGAUGUGACCUGUGUGCUGGAAGGCGUUGGCCUUAUUGAAAAGAGCUCAAAGAACCAGGUGCAGUGGCGAGGCGUCGACUCACACGUCCACAACAACAUCGACCUGUUGGCCAGCAGCAACAACGAGGCACUCAAGAUGGAGGUCAAGAAGCUCACCGAGAAGGAGGCCGGCAUCGACUCCUCACUCAAGAUUGUCCAGAAGAACAUCCAACAAAUCAUUCAUGAGGCUGCCACAUCAAAGCUGUUCUUUGUAACAUAUGACGACUUGAGAGAAAUAGAGCAGCUGAAGAACGACACAUUGAUCGCGAUCAAAGCGCCAGCUGGCACGAAACUCGAGGUGCCAGACCCAGACGAGGGAAUGAUCAUGCCCAACAGACGCUACCAGAUCUAUCUAAACAAUGAGAACAGCGACCCUAUCGACGUCUUCUUGCUCAGUCAUAAUCAGGUGUCGGACGAGCCGUCCAACCCCGGCCUGAACAACAGCGACAACAGCAACGACGCAAUCUCCAUCCUAGAACAACCGAUUACCACCACUAGCCAGCCCAGCAGCAGUAGCGUUGGCACGGCGCUCAUACCUGCCUUUGGAUCACCGAUCCGAACGACAUCACAUUCAUCAUCACAACCUCAACUCUCAACUGUACAGAUCAACUCACUUCACAGCUUCCAAACGACGCCGACCACCUAUUGGGAACCAAACUCAACAGUGGCCGCCUAUUCACCAUUUGACACCUAUCAUCACCCGCAACAACAACAACAGCAACAGCAACAACAGCAACAUCAAACGACUGUCGCUGGAGUCAUCCCAUCCUCACAAUACUUUGCCGACUCAAUCUACGACUCUACCCAAUCCGACUAUUACUUCAUGGACAGUGUCAUUGAUUCGGAGGGUAUCUCUGAACUGUACACAGACGAGUCAUUCUUAACCCAAUCAUUCGAUGACUUCCAGAAUCAAUCAACUGAUCAGGUUUAA
Molecule: messenger RNA, 2142 nt
Organism: Acytostelium subglobosum LB1
Lineage: Eukaryota; Evosea; Eumycetozoa; Acytosteliales; Acytosteliaceae
Exons: 4
Coding region: 1-2142 (713 amino acids)
Biological process (GO): regulation of transcription by RNA polymerase II
Cellular component (GO): RNA polymerase II transcription regulator complex
Molecular function (GO): DNA-binding transcription factor activity, RNA polymerase II-specific; RNA polymerase II cis-regulatory region sequence-specific DNA binding; protein dimerization activity
Source: RefSeq, a predicted model, not a curated record